This is a messenger RNA of Paramormyrops kingsleyae, 3237 nucleotides long. RefSeq names its product dapper homolog 3-like. The record is from RefSeq and is a predicted model, not a curated record. Gene Ontology annotation, biological process: negative regulation of canonical Wnt signaling pathway. NCBI's taxonomy places the organism in Eukaryota, Metazoa, Chordata, Actinopteri, Osteoglossiformes, Mormyridae. Gene Ontology annotation, cellular component: cytoplasm.
GGAGCGGGAGAAGACUAGCUGCGGGGGCAGGGCAGAAGUAAUAAAUAUUUAAUGCAUCAUAGAUUCCUCCCCCAAUAGAGCCAAAGCAAGAAUGGAAUACAUUAAUUGGCAGCUGACAGCUGCGGACUGAGAAGUAGCAGAGAAAAACGACAAAGAUGAGCGAUUGAUGCUCAGUCUAGUACAAGUGCAAGAUUGUGCGGCUGAACAAACUAACUGGAGUUAUCAGCGGUCCGAGAAUUUGCAGAAAAUAGCAACAUCUGAAGUGUAAUGUUGAAGAAAAAGUAAAAUUACAGUGAAAAGAUACAUUUGCGUCCCGGAAAGUGUGAAAGAGGGGUUAUUGUUCUAAAAGAAGGCAGGGAAGGAGGGGAGCUAUGCAAGGCGCCUUCUCUCUCCCCGUGACAGCAGAUCGCAGUCGGAAUAAGGAGCGCAUUGAGGCGAGCCUGGCGGGGCUCUGCAAACUGGAGCUUCUGAAGCAGAGGCAGGAGUGCCUGGUUCUCGGCGCUUUGUCUUUCGGGGACACCGUCCCGGGGCACCCCGCCCGCGGCGACCUGCAGCCUCCCCUCUCCGCCCCCUCGGGGCCCAUGCCAGGGCAAGAUGACUUGACUUUGAGACGCCAGUUGAACAGCUUGCAGUGCGCCCCCUGGGGGCUAGUGACAGCUCUGGAGCAGCAAGUGGGGGAACUGAAGGUGGAUACGGAAACAGCCUCCGCCGACUCGCUUGGUGAUGCUGGAGACAGCCGGCCCAGCUCAGGGUUUUACGAGCAGAGUGAGGGUCAGUCGCCGCUGGGCUUCUCCGAUCCCUCUGCUUUUGAUGAGCUCUCUCCCGGCCACGCCCGGGCCAUGUGGAUGGCCAGUGCGCAAAGACCCAAGUCUGUCGGGGACAUCUUUGCUGCCAAUAGGGGGGGCUUGCUAGAUUAUGUGCCUCGUGGCGCGGUGCCACGGUCCUUCUCCGUCCCUCACGCGUCUCUGAAGGGCAUCGCAGAGGGUGGGGAGGUGGAACCCUGGCCUUGGGACCCAAGGUAUCCAGCUGGAUUUGAGUCGGAAACCUACGGAGAGGACUUCCAGCAAGUUCUGCGCGUGGAGAGAUAUAUCCUGGGCUUGAUCCAGCGAUACACCCUGGCCCCCCGGCCCAGCAGGUCUCGCGGCGGCCUCGCACUCGAGGCCAGGGCCAUUUCCAGACAAAACAGUCUCUGCUGGACGAAGAUUCCUCCUGCACUGGAACGCAGUGACAUGCCACAGAAUCUGGGCCGCCAGGUGCAGCCAAGUCACAGUACAGAGCAAGGGCAAAGCAGAGGGGUGGCCCAGGCUCUGGAGGACUUCCUGCCUCUGCUCCGUGCUCGACCCACACCUUCACACCUGAAUGACCUACACCAGGCUUCCCUAGACUUUUCCCGCAGGGCUCUAAAACCCAACCGCGGACAGGAAGUGUCUUCCCAGAGGUACUAUCUACCCUAUUCUCACCAAGUACCAGGUGAACAGUUAGUGAAGGCUCAGUGCAUUCCUGGCCAGGCACGGCAAACUCUAGCCUCUACCUCCACACACUGGCCUUCUGUGUUUUCCAAUUCAGGCUGGACUUUGCAUGCCCCCAAACAUCUCAGGCCCAGACCGGAGACAUCUGUGAAGAAAUGCUACCCUGGGGAGGAGCACCCUCCCUCGAUGAAACAAGGCCGAACGGCCUGCCGCUCCCAGUCGGAGAACAGUCUGUUGGACCAUCAGUCUACUGAACACAAGUACAACACUGUAGAGCAAGAUCAGCUGAAGGGGAGCCAAGCCCAACCAGAAGGGUCCCAGCCAGUCAGUACAGUGGACAGAUGCUGGCACUCCACACAGGAGAUCAACCAAGAGGCGGAGCCUCUGGGUGGCCACGCCUCCAGGCACGGCCAUAGGCCAUACCCUCCCCCUACCUAUUGCUACUCCUCUGGGCUCUUGCAUCCUCAACAGGGAGUCGGAUACACUGAGUGUGCAGCUUGUCAUACAGCAGAUGGCUGCAUCAAACCAGGUCUCAGAGACACCGAAUCAAGCACGAGCGAAGCAGAUUCCGCCGGUUCCAGCUCCUUAUCCAGCGACUCCGACGAGGGCGGGAGUCUGGUGUGGCCCCAGCAACUGCUCCCUCGGCUAAUUCCACCCUUGGCUCCUGCCCAGGCCUCGGAGCCCGGGGCGUUCACGAAGAUCAAGGCCUCGCACGCCCUCAAGAAGAAGAUCCUGCGUUUCCGCAACGGUUCCCUCAAAGUCAUGACCACAGUCUGAAGACGGCGCUCCCAUCUUAGCUGCCCCAUCUGUCUCUUUAGCGUGAAUGUCGCCCUCUGUCUCCUUAUCCACCUUAUUCCUGUGUAUGGCCUGUUACACUGUGUGCUCUGUGUGAAAUCCAGGGCCAAUCCACAGCUCAGGUAACCUAUGAAACUUCACCCCACUUCUCAGAGGGUCUCUUUGGAGGUACUUGAAGUAACCGAUGUAGAAGGUCUGUGUCCCACUCAGCUGCUGCAUGAACCAUAUAAUUAGACCACAGAACAGGCUACCUGAUUCUGCCUUAUCCCACCCAAAAACAACCUUCACCUCACAGUGCAUCUUCUGUUGAUAUCAUCCUGCUAAACCCAACCAGCGCUUCCACGAUAAUUCUCUAAGGUAGAUCUGGAAAACCCACAACGCAGGACUGGAUUCUUUUCGGAGAAACUAGCGGCGUAGUGUCAUCCAAUGUGAUGCGGUGCUGUGACACCCAAACCACCGCUGGUUUGUAAAAUGGCCAUAUUGCUGACAGUAUGUAGCUUCAUCUUAGAGUAAAUCACACCUGGGAAUAAAAACAUCUGUUUACCCAAAGCAGAACAAAGAGUAAACAUGGAAUAAUGGAGGAAGCCUUCUGACAUCAUCUACAUUCUGUAGCCACUUGUCCCGUUCAGGGUCACAGAGCCUGUCCUGGGAGACUCUUCUGGUGGCAUCGAUAUUUGUGAAAUGAGACAGUGGGGGGGGGCACACAAUGAGUGUCUCAGGAGGAGGAGUCAGUGGGAGUUACUUGUAUUGAUUUAUCUGCCCUAUCUGCCACACACUGCAUAUUUUGGUAUGUCUUGUUUUGUGAGUACCAGUUUGACACCAGUCCCGUAAAUCCAGUUUGUUUAUAUUUUGGUCCAUUAGCUUAGCUAACUGGUUUACCUUUUCUAAUUCCUGUUAGCUGAGACCCAACCCCAUCACCACAAAAACCCUGAAAAGGGAAAAGAUUGUAAAUAAACCGGUUCUUUGCUGCAAA